CCGGCGCGCGGCGGUGACGUACCAUCAUGGCGGCUGCCGAGCCCGAGUGCAAGCGAAGGGCUCUGGAGGCGGCGGUGGGUGAGGAGCGAGGAGCUGCGGAACUGGGGGAGUACGAAGAGGAGGAGCGCUGGGUCGGGCCGCUCCCAGGGGAGGCCACGCAGGCGAAGAAGAGGAGAGUUCUUGAAUUUGAACAUGUUUACCUUGAAAAUCUACCGUCUGCUUCAAUGUAUGAACGCAGUUACAUGCACAGAGAUGUCAUUACACAUGUAGCAUGUACUAAGACAGAUUUUAUCAUAACAGCCAGUCAUGAUGGACAUGUAAAAUUCUGGAAAAAAAUAGAAGAAGGGAUUGAGUUUGUUAAACACUUCCGAAGUCACCUGGGUGUUAUUGAGAGUAUUGCUGUUAGUUCAGAGGGAGCAUUGUUCUGUUCAGUUGGAGAUGACAAAGCAAUGAAAGUGUUUGAUGUAGUCAACUUUGACAUGAUCAACAUGCUGAAACUUGGCUACCACCCUGGCCAAUGUGAAUGGGUGUAUUGCCCUGGAGAUGCCAUAUCUUCUGUUGCAACAUCCGAGAAGAGCACAGGAAAAAUAUUCAUAUAUGAUGGCCGAGGAAAUAACCAGCCACUUCAUGUUUUUGAUAAACUCCAUACAUCCUCGCUUACUCAGAUACGGCUGAACCCUGUCUACAAAGUAGUUGUGUCUUCUGACAAGUCUGGGAUGAUCGAGUACUGGACUGGUACACCUCACGAAUAUAAAUUCCCCAAGAAUGUGAACUGGGAGUAUAAAACAGAUACUGAUCUAUAUGAAUUUGCUAAAUGCAAGGCUUACCCAUCCAGUAUAAGUUUUUCACCUGAUGGCAAGAAAAUGGCCACUCUUGGGUCUGACAGAAAAGUUAGAAUUUUUCGUUUUCUGACGGGGAAGCUUAUGAGAGUCUUUGACGAAUCUCUGAGUAUGUUUACUGAACUUCAGCAGAUGAGACAGCAACUACCAGACAUGGAGUUUGGCCGACGUAUGGCAGUUGAGCGUGAGCUGGAGAAAGUGGAUGCAGUAAGAUUAAUUAAUAUAAUUUUUGAUGAAACUGGACACUUUGUUCUCUAUGGAACAAUGUUGGGCAUUAAGGUCAUCAAUGUAGAGACUAACAGGUGCAUUCGUAUCUUGGGAAAGCAAGAGAACAUCAGAAUGAUGCAACUAGCUUUAUUCCAAGGAGUGGCAAAGAAACAUCGUGCUGCAAUCACUAUAGAGAUGAAAGCAUCUGAAAAUCCUGUUCUCCAGAAUAUCCAGGCAGAUCCGACAGUCGUCUGCACAGCUUUUAAAAAAAAUAGGUUUUACAUGUUUACUAAACGUGAACCAGAAGAUACAAAGAGUGCAGAUUCUGACAGAGAUGUAUUUAAUGAGAAACCUUCUAAAGAAGAGGUCAUGGCAGCCACUCAGGCAGAAGGUCCCAAAAGAGUCUCAGACAGUGCCAUCAUCCACACAAGCAUGGGAGAUAUUCAUAUCAAGCUUUUUCCUGUUGAGUGCCCCAAAACAGUGGAAAACUUCUGUGUGCACAGCAGGAAUGGCUAUUACAAUGGACACAUAAUUCACCGUAUCAUCAAGGGUUUCAUGAUUCAGACUGGUGACCCAACUGGUACAGGAAUGGGAGGUGAAAGUAUUUGGGGAGGAGAAUUUGAAGAUGAGUUUCAUUCAACUUUACGACAUGACAGACCAUACACACUCAGCAUGGCUAAUGCAGGACCAAAUACCAAUGGAUCUCAGUUUUUCAUAACAGUAGUGCCAACUCCAUGGCUAGACAACAAGCACACUGUGUUUGGACGGGUGACUAAAGGAAUGGAAGUUGUUCAGAGAAUCUCAAAUGUAAAAGUCAAUCCAAAAACUGACAAGCCCUAUGAGGAUAUCAGCAUCAUUAAUAUCACAGUGAAGUAAGGCAGGCCUUGAAGGUUCCUGCUUAAGCAGAAAAAACUGAACGUAUGGGACCCAGAAAGGGACCUAGAAAAAACAGAAACGUUUUAAAUAAUUCCUAGAUAUAGUGAGUACCAAGACAGAGCAAUCACCAGUUCUACAAUUUUUAAUGUACCUAAAGUGCCCUAAUUCUGUAUUUCUGAUAACUCUGUAUUUUAAAGUAAAAACAUUAUGCAUGUUUCUUAUGAA
Neopelma chrysocephalum (saffron-crested tyrant-manakin) is the source of this 2147-nucleotide messenger RNA. RefSeq names its product peptidylprolyl isomerase domain and WD repeat containing 1 (gene PPWD1). The record is from RefSeq and is a predicted model, not a curated record. NCBI's taxonomy places the organism in Eukaryota, Metazoa, Chordata, Aves, Passeriformes, Pipridae. Gene Ontology annotation, biological process: protein peptidyl-prolyl isomerization. Bases 27 to 1922 code for a protein of 631 amino acids. Gene Ontology annotation, molecular function: protein binding; peptidyl-prolyl cis-trans isomerase activity. The transcript has 11 exons.